AUGUCUGCACAAACGGCGGACGCCCGGGCUCGCGCCCCGGAUGCUAAGAAGGUCCAUAUCGCCGAUACGGCCAUCAAUCGCCACAACUGGUACAAGCAUGUCAACUGGUUGAACGUCUUCCUCAUCCUUGGAAUCCCUAUGUAUGGGUGCGUCCAGUCGUUCUGGGUGCCUCUGCAGCUCAAGACUGCCAUCUGGGCCGUCAUAUACUAUUUCUUCACCGGUCUCGGUAUCACAGCAGGUUACCAUCGUCUGUGGGCUCACUGCUCGUAUUCCGCCACUCUCCCUCUUCGAAUCUGGCUCGCUGCCGUCGGUGGUGGUGCAGUUGAAGGUUCCAUUCGCUGGUGGGCUCGUGACCACAGGGCUCACCACCGCUACACCGAUACCGAGAAAGACCCUUACUCCGUCCGCAAGGGCCUGCUCUACUCCCACCUUGGCUGGAUGGUGAUGAAGCAGAACCCCAAGCGUAUCGGCCGCACCGAUAUCUCCGAUUUGAACGAGGACCCCGUUGUCGUAUGGCAGCACCGCAACUACCUCAAGGUUGUCUUCGGCAUGGGAUUGGCUGUGCCAAUGCUUGUUGCUGGUCUUGGCUGGGGCGACUGGAAGGGUGGCUUCAUUUACGCCGGUAUCCUGCGUAUCUUCUUUGUUCAGCAGGCAACCUUCUGUGUCAACUCCUUGGCCCACUGGCUCGGUGACCAGCCUUUCGAUGACCGCAACUCGCCCCGUGACCACGUCAUUACCGCUCUCGUCACCCUUGGAGAGGGCUACCACAACUUCCACCACGAAUUCCCAUCUGAUUACCGGAAUGCUAUUGAAUGGCACCAGUAUGACCCCACGAAGUGGAGUAUUUGGGCCUGGAAGCAGCUUGGUCUCGCGUAUGACCUGAAGAAGUUCCGUACCAACGAAAUCGAAAAGGGCCGCGUCCAGCAACUCCAAAAGAAGCUCGACCGUAAGCGUGCUAUUCUCGACUGGGGUACUCCCCUCGACCAACUCCCUGUCUUGGAGUGGGACGACUAUGUUGAGCAGGCCAAGAACGGCCGCGGCCUCGUUGCUAUUGCUGGUGUUGUUCACGAUGUGACCGACUUCAUCAAGGACCACCCCGGUGGUAAGGCUAUGAUCAACUCCGGAAUCGGCAAGGACGCCACCGCCAUGUUCAACGGUGGUGUCUACUACCACUCCAAUGCCGCCCACAACCUUCUCUCCACCAUGCGUGUUGGUGUCAUCCGUGGCGGCUGCGAAGUCGAGAUCUGGAAGCGCGCUCAGAAGGAGAACGUCGAGUACGUCCGGGACGGGUCAGGCCAACGCGUCAUUCGGGCUGGCGAGCAGCCCACCAAGAUCCCCGAGUCCAUUCCCACCGCGGAUGCGGCGUAA
Messenger RNA from Aspergillus puulaauensis, 1368 nucleotides. RefSeq names its product stearoyl-CoA 9-desaturase sdeA. The transcript has 2 exons. The record is from RefSeq and is a predicted model, not a curated record. NCBI's taxonomy places the organism in Eukaryota, Fungi, Ascomycota, Eurotiomycetes, Eurotiales, Aspergillaceae. Gene Ontology annotation, biological process: unsaturated fatty acid biosynthetic process. Gene Ontology annotation, cellular component: endoplasmic reticulum membrane. Gene Ontology annotation, molecular function: heme binding; iron ion binding; stearoyl-CoA 9-desaturase activity. The coding region runs from base 1 to 1368 and encodes 455 amino acids.